Molecule: messenger RNA, 597 nt
Organism: Sphenostylis stenocarpa
Lineage: Eukaryota; Viridiplantae; Streptophyta; Magnoliopsida; Fabales; Fabaceae
Source: the annotation of a GenBank genome assembly
AUGGUGCUCCCGCUGUUCUCAGAAAAUAGCCUCUUAUCCCGACUGACUUCCAUUUUUCUUGGCUUUGCUCCUCCAUUCCUUCUUCUCUCCAUCGGAUAUGAAGCUCUAUUCUAUGCUGGCCUUGCUCUUGUACUUAUGGCAUGGAUACUAUUUGAGAAUACACUUCUCAACUUAAAUAUUGUGAACAAGUCAUCAGAUUCCACUAAAAGUUUUACCCAUCAUCUCAUCCAUGGAUCUGAUAAUAGAUCUUUGCAGUUAUCUGAUGCAAGGAUCCCGUUGGUCUUUCUGUGCAAACUUAGCUCCAGUUUGUUAGAGAUGGUUCUAUUCAAUGUUGCUUUUUUUGGAACGGGAAAUUUUGCAAGUAUUGCUAGUUUUGAGAUUUCUUCUGUCUAUCGGUUCAUCACCAUCUUUAGUCCCUUCCUGAUGGCAGCGCUACUCAUCUUCAACACAACACAAAAGUUGACGACAAAAAGUGGAAGACAACUGUGUGAACAAAGGUGGAUGUCCGUGGAUGGUGACCAAGCAACAAUGGACAGCAGUGGUCGGCAACAAAUAGUGACAACACUGACGACAAUUAGACAAAGGCAAGCAGAGUAG